UACUUCUCUCUAACACUCUAACACACAUUCAGGCGUUCUUUGCUUUUGCAGAUAGCUCUUUUCUCAGUUAUAUUUUCUUGGCAAAGUCCCUUUCCUUUCCCAUGAAAAUGGAGAAGCUAAGCAAGUUCCUAGAAACUUCAAAACCUUACUUUGCAAUGAUAUCAUUACAAUUCGGCUAUGCCGGAAUGAAUAUUAUCACCAAGGUUUCUCUCAGCAGAGGGAUGAGCCACUACGUGCUUGUGGUUUAUCGCCAUGCCAUUGCAACCGCAGUCAUAGCCCCCUUUGCUUUAUAUUUUGAAAGGAAAGCGCAACCCAGAAUCACAUUUAAAGUUUUCAUUCAGAUAUUUGUGUUAGCUCUUCUGGGCCCUGUGAUUGAUCAGAACUUCUAUUAUGUGGGGCUGAAAUAUACAACACCAACUUUCUCGUGUGCAAUGAGCAACAUGCUCCCUGCUAUGACAUUUGUAAUGGCUGUCAUAUUCAGGAUGGAGAAGCUUGACCUGAAAAAAUUACGGUGCCAAGCGAAGCUAGUGGGAACUAUAGUGACAGUGGCUGGAGCUUUGUUAAUGACCUUUUACCAGGGCCCCGUGUUGGGGUCGAAGCACAACCUGCCUCAAAACUCUUAUACCACAGAUACUACUGGAACCGUUAGCAAGAACUAUUUCAUGGGCUCUAUGUUUCUUAUCAUUGCUACUCUUGCCUGGGCUGGCCUUUUUGUUUUACAAGCCCAUGCUUUGAAGACAUACAAGAAUCAUCAACUCUCUCUUACAUCUCUGAUGUGCUUUGUGGGCACUCUACAAGCCAUUGCUGUCACCUUUGUUGUAGAACACAAACCAUCUGUUUGGAAAAUUGGCUUUGACAUGAAUCUCCUUGCUGCCGCCUAUGCUGGAAUCGUAACAUCAAGCAUUUCAUAUUAUGUCCAAGGACUAGUGAUAAAGAAAAAAGGCCCUGUCUUCGCAACUGCUUUUAGCCCCUUGAUGCUGAUAGUUGUAGCCUUUAUGGGCUCCUUCAUCCUGAAAGAAAAUUUUUUCCUCGGAAGCAUUAUUGGUUCUAUCUUGAUUGUCAUGGGGCUUUACUCAGUCCUAUGGGGAAAGCACAAAGAGACCAUAGAGAAUAAAGUUGAGGAAAUACCAGAUGUCAUAAAGAGUACACAAGUAAAUGGAGAUGCAACAAGAAUGGAAGAUAUUGAAGCUGAUGAAAUAGAAAUGGGAAAGGGAAAAGGAGACAAGCUCUCUUCUAUGGCCAUUACCAUGCCCAUGAAAGGCAAUCAAGACACAAAGCCAUAAUUAUCAAAAUGGAUGCAUUGGGAUGGGCCUUUUUGUCUUUUCAUCCCCAAUUCUGUUAUCCUUUUUUCUUCUUAGAAGUUAUAUAAUAUGGGAGUUUGUGGUGUUGUAUCUUAGCUAAUAAUAAUAGUUCAAAAAGACUUUUAUAUAAAUCUAUAAUGGAAUUAUAUAUGAGAAUCCUAGAGUUUUCCUUUAUCUCAA
Molecule: messenger RNA, 1481 nt
Organism: Quercus robur (English oak)
Lineage: Eukaryota; Viridiplantae; Streptophyta; Magnoliopsida; Fagales; Fagaceae
Product: WAT1-related protein At5g07050
Exons: 7
Coding region: 102-1283 (393 amino acids)
Cellular component (GO): plasma membrane
Molecular function (GO): transmembrane transporter activity
Source: RefSeq, a predicted model, not a curated record